AUGUUUGCUCUGCUCGGCGGUUUCGGCGAAAACAAACAACCGGCUGCACACAUACUCGCGUAUUGCAAUGUCACACCACCCACUUGUGGUGGGUAUGUGGGUCGGUGUGUCCCACUAUGGUGGAAAAUUCUCGGCAGCCGUACAUACCGCAGUUUCGAAACCACCGCCCGAGUCCGCCCGUCGACGAUGCGUUUUCUGUGGGUGUGCGUCGCGGUCCUGAGCGGCCUGGUGGCCGUCGGCCGGUGCUUCGUGUUCACGCCCGAACCGAUGAAAGCGGCCGCCAACAUACUCCGCGGGGUGUUGGCCUACGACCGGGAAUGGCAGACAAUCCUCACCCAGCAACUGGAUCCGGGAGAGGUGGACUUUGAAGGGAAGCUGGACGAGCUGGACCUGACUCCGGCACCGGGCACCGGGAUCACGCCGCAUACGAUCAUCCAGCGGUUGGUCACCCGCAGGAGCACGACGGGCACGCAGUUAAUGUACGGCAUACGGGUACUGGGCAUUGCGCUCGUCAAUCAGUUCAUUACCACGUUGAUGGUGCACUCGUACUUGGCGUCCAAGUUCGCCGACCGCAAGGAGGCCGACCCGGCGUCUAUGCGGGUCGGUAUAUCCAAGAUCCAGGUGUCGCUGGUGAAUUUUGCCAGCAAAGCGGCCUUCUUCGGCCAUCCAAUAGAUUUUUUCAGGCAGUUAAACGAUGGCAUCAAUGAGUUUCUCGAUGAAAAUAAGGACAUGUUGGAUAGCAAAAAAACAAACAUGAUACAGGCUACACGGACAAAAAUAAUGGACUUCUUGACGACAUUCUUUGACGCCACCAAAGAAAAGAUAACGAAAGUGUCACACAGCUACAAGAACUUAGAUGAUACAGAAAUUCGUGAAAUUAUGAACUCCUUAAAAUUAAGAGGCGAACUUCCGAAAGUAAUCGAUAAAAAAAUGGACCGUCAUGAUCUGUACAAUAUGAUUAUUUAUAUAGAUGAUUAUGGGCAGGUAAACGUCAAGAGUGUUGGAUUAGAUUUCGGCGAAAAAAGAUUUAAAAUCAAUAAGUACAUACCCAAGGAUGACGACCCAAAUAUCUAG
This is a messenger RNA of Macrosiphum euphorbiae (potato aphid), 1074 nucleotides long. NCBI's taxonomy places the organism in Eukaryota, Metazoa, Arthropoda, Insecta, Hemiptera, Aphididae. The record is from the annotation of a GenBank genome assembly.